This is a messenger RNA of Pseudophryne corroboree (corroboree frog), 1803 nucleotides long. It is a transcript of the gene PTAR1, whose product is annotated as protein prenyltransferase alpha subunit repeat containing 1. Gene Ontology annotation, biological process: protein prenylation. The transcript is spliced from 7 exons. Gene Ontology annotation, molecular function: protein prenyltransferase activity. The record is from RefSeq and is a predicted model, not a curated record. The coding region runs from base 74 to 1339 and encodes 421 amino acids. Gene Ontology annotation, cellular component: cytoplasm. NCBI's taxonomy places the organism in Eukaryota, Metazoa, Chordata, Amphibia, Anura, Myobatrachidae.
CGGUCCCGGGGGGGGAGGGCCAGGCUGACCCGGAAGCGCAUGACUCUCCGCCCGCAGCAGCGCAGCCUCGGAGAUGGCGGAAUGGAAGGAGGAGGUGGAGGUGCUGGUGCAGCGGGUGGUGAAGGACAUCACCGGCGCCUUCCGCAGGAACCCCAACAUAGAUGAAAUUGGAUUAAUUCCAUGCCCGGAAGCAAAGUAUAACCGGAGCCCUAUAGUACUAGUAGAAAAUAAACUGGGAGUGGAGAGCUGGUGUAUCAAAUUCCUGCUGCCGUAUGUGCAUAACAAGCUCCUGCUUCACCGACAGAAGAAGCUAUGGCUUAAUAGAGAUGAGGUGGUUGAUGUGACCUGCACCCUGCUGUUACUGAAUCCAGAUUUCACCACGGCAUGGAAUGUAAGGAAAGAGCUGAUUCAGUCUGGAGCCUUAAACCCAGUGAAAGAUUUACAUCUAGGCAAGCUGGCUUUAACAAAGUUUCCUAAAAGUCCUGAAACAUGGAUUCACAGGCGGUGGGUAUUACAGCGCCUCCUGCAGGAGAACAUUUCUUCCUCGUUGGUGAAUAAGGAAACAAGCUGUCACACACUCCCAGAGCAGAUUCAGGGAAUUGUUCGAGAAGAGAUGAAUGUGUGCUGUAAAGCAGCAGGGAGGUACCCAAGCAACUACAAUUCCUGGUCCCAUCGUAUAUGGGUUCUACAGCACCUGGGAAAACUAAAUGUUAAGCUUCUUUUAGACGAGUUGUCUUCCACAAAACACUGGGUUUCCAUGCAUGUGUCAGACCACAGUGGUUUCCAUUAUCGUCAGUUCUUGCUGAAGUCUUUACUGGUUAAAGCGCAGAUGGACUGUGAAAACUCCAGUAAGACUAGUCCCAGUCUUCCCAGAGAAGAGGAGGCCCCACGCCUGGAUCUGCCACUCUUCAUAGAAGAAGAAAUGGAACUUAGCAGAGAUCUUAUAGAAUCUUACCCAGGGCAUGAAGCACUCUGGUGCCACAGGCGCCAGAUACUCGGCUUGGUUCACCAACUGCACAAUGAACAAUCUCACUCCCCAACCCCACAAGUCAGAAGUGUGGAUGGUGCGGCUGUUGGCACAGGAAAUGGUUCACACAUCCGCAACAACAUUCUGGGUUACUACACGAACACCAUGGAUAUCGACGGAGUGUGUGACGCAAACAAGCAGGGCUACACUCAAGAAACGAAACGUCUAAAGCGUGCUCCUGUCCAAGACACUCUUAUAUAUGAAUCCGAGCUCAGGUUUAUUAACUGUGUCUCAUCCAGCUGCAGAAAUGCUGAACAGUCCAGGUUUGCUGCUUCAUACCGAAAAUGGCUGCUGUCGUUGCUAGGUCACUAACAGAUAACAAAUUACAUAUGGAUUAUGUUUGUGCAAUAUUUUCUUUAGCAGAGAUAUGGUUGCAAGGAUUGCAAGCCAUGCUCCUUUCACUAAUUAAGAGUCCACAGGAACAUUUAUUUUUAAUUUAUUUUUUCCUAUCGUUACAGUCAGUUUUUUUUUCUUUUCUUUUUUUUUCUUUUAUUUAACUCGGAAAAGAAAAUGCUGCAUCUGUUACAGGACUUUUCGUUCACCCUUUUCCUAAGUCAUUUCAUUCUAUUGGUACAAUUAAAUAUGGAUUUUAAUUGUUUCACAUGUUAGGGUGAGAGCAAUUGAAGGACGGUUACUUGAACAUUUUUAUUAAGAGCUGCAACUUUUUCGCCUUGGUUUACUAACAUUAGACGUUUUGGGUAAAGCAUUUAGUUUUCCUACCCAUCGCUGUGCCCUAAAUAAUCAUUAUUUUAAAGUAAUAAAAGACAACACAGAAA